UCUGAUUCUAGUCAUGUAAUAGCUUCAGUUAAUUCUGAUAGCUUUUUUUUCUCAAGUCUAAGCUUUUUGAUAGAAACACGAUAUAUGAGUUUUUUGGAUGAACAGCAAAAAUCUACCCUUUUAUAUAAACUUGACGAUAUUUUAUCAAUUCCAGUAGAUAAACUUUCUGAUAUAAAAAUAUAUAAUUCACUAAACGAUGGUAAUUGUGGGUUUCAUGUGCUUGCUAUUGCAAUUAGAGGAAAUGAAGAAAAUUGGAAUCUCAUUAAAUUAGCAAUGAGCAAUCAAUUAAAUAAGCGAAUAGAGAUUUACAAAGAUUGGUUGGGUUAUAACAUUAAUUUGCUUAAACAAAUAUUGGAGUUCCAAGCAUUGUCUUGUUAUCGUUUAUUUUGGUUUCUAUCUCCUGAUUGUACUCAAUUAGCUGCCACACUUUCUCUGUUCCUAUUGCUAUUUUUGAUGAAGGAAAUGAACAGA
This is a messenger RNA of Racocetra persica, 471 nucleotides long. NCBI's taxonomy places the organism in Eukaryota, Fungi, Glomeromycota, Glomeromycetes, Diversisporales, Gigasporaceae. The record is from the annotation of a GenBank genome assembly.